Leptopilina boulardi is the source of this 789-nucleotide messenger RNA. Its product is annotated as stomatin-4-like. Lineage: Eukaryota; Metazoa; Arthropoda; Insecta; Hymenoptera; Figitidae. Bases 1 to 789 code for a protein of 262 amino acids. The record is from RefSeq and is a predicted model, not a curated record. Gene Ontology annotation, cellular component: plasma membrane. The transcript has 5 exons.
AUGACCGAAUGCAUCGAGUUUCUAGCUACCUUGAGUUCCUUUCUGUUGGUCUUAAUCACCCUUCCGUUUUCGCUCUGUUUCACAUUUAAAAUAGUCCACGAAUACGAAAGAGCCGUGGUAUUUCGAAUGGGUCGUUUAAAAGGUGGUGCUCGCGGUCCAGGAACGUUUUUUGCGCUUCCUUGUGUGGAUAACUGCAUCCUUGUGGAUUUAAGGACCGUAUCAUUUGAUGUUCCACCACAAGAAGUACUUACGAAAGAUUCAGUAACCGUCAGUGUAGAUGCUGUCGUCUAUUACAGAAUAAAAGAACCCUUAAAUGCUGUCAUAAAAAUAGCGGACUACAGCUACUCCACAAGAUUAUUGGCAGCAAGUACAUUACGCACUGUACUUGGAACGAGAAGUCUCGCUGAGAUUCUGGCCGAGCGAGAAACAAUUUCUCACACCAUCCAAAUGUCCCUUGACGAAGCCACGGAUCCAUGGGGCGUCGAGGUAGAGCGAGUUGAGAUAAAAGAAGUUCUACUCCCACUACAAUUGCAACGAUCCAUGGCAGCAGAAGCGGAAGCCGUCAGAGAAGCAAAAGCUAAAGUGAUUGCAGCUGAAGGAGAAAUGCGAGCUUCCCGGGCAUUGAAGGAUGCUAGUGAUGUCAUUUCCAUGAGUCCUGCAGCUCUACAGUUAAGAUGUCUGCAAACUUUAUUUAAUAUCUCUGCAAAAAAGAACUCGACAAUUAUUUUUCCAUUUCCAUUGGAAUUGCCCGCUUCAUUUCUCACUUUUAGACAAGGAUCGCAGUCGUAA